Molecule: messenger RNA, 1132 nt
Organism: Laetiporus sulphureus 93-53
Lineage: Eukaryota; Fungi; Basidiomycota; Agaricomycetes; Polyporales; Laetiporaceae
Product: Shwachman-Bodian-diamond syndrome protein
Exons: 6
Coding region: 123-884 (253 amino acids)
Biological process (GO): cytosolic ribosome assembly; ribosome biogenesis
Source: RefSeq, a predicted model, not a curated record
GGAACGGCUCCGAGCCUAAGCUCAGGCACUCAUCCUGUUGAAUAUUUCUCCCACUUUAUCUUGGUUAUCACCGUCAUUGCCCUCGACGUCAAGCUCGACUGCAACGCUACGCGACGUCUACAAUGCCGAUCAAUCAACCGUCGAAUCAGAUCAAGUUGACCAAUGUCUCUGUUGUGAGGUUGAGGAAAGCCGGAAAGCGGUUUGAGGUCGCUUGCUACAAGAAUAAAGUGCAGGAGUGGCGCAAUAGGAUUGAGACAAACUUGGAUGAUGUGCUACAGAUUGCAAACGUUUACACGAAUGUCUCAAAAGGCGAGCUUGCCAAGAGCCAGGAGCUCCAGAAGGCAUUCGGCACUACGGACAUCAAUACAAUCGUCGAAGAGAUCCUGAAGAAAGGCGAGCUACAAGUAGGCGAAAAGGAACGAGAGCAUGAUCUUUCAUCGGUCCGACGCGAGAUCGCCACCCUUGUCGCAGAGAAGUGUGUUGAUCCGGCAACCCAGCGACGGUAUCCCGUUGGUGUCAUCGAGAAGGCAAUGGUUGAGGCAGGCUUCAGUGCACGUCCUGGAAAGAAUGCAAAGAGCCAGGUGUCCGAAUGCAUCAAACUGCUGCAGACAGAAUCGAAGCUGCCGAUACAGCGAGCGCGCAUGCGCAUAUCCAUCUCAAUGCCCGUCGCUGAUUCGGAACGUCUACACGAUCGCAUCGUUGAAACUGCAGACACGGUGGAGAAGGACGAAAAGGGUAUUGAACGAUGGGAGACGAUCCUGCUGAUUGACCCAGGGCAGCUCCGCGUACUCAACGAGACGUUGCAGAAGGAAUGUCCAGGCCGGGGGCAGCUAGAAACCUUGUCCUUCGCAGCGACAGCCAGCGGCGAUGGGGUCACCGUUUGAGUGCGUAGCGGGUGACAUGCAGCCUUUGAACACUUAUACAAGCUUUGGUAACAUCGUCAGGUUUUAUCAGACGCCCUGCCAAUCUCGGUACAGGCGUAUGUGUCAGUUCGACUCGUGUUGUUGUAUAGAGCGCUCGAUGGGGUCAUUCCAGAGCACAUACAUUAUUCAUCAUGCCAUGACAUCAUUACGAAACAAAUCAGAGGCAAGCAAGCGAGAGGACAACCACUCAAUCACUGUAUCCCCAUACA